Formica exsecta is the source of this 3890-nucleotide messenger RNA. RefSeq names its product glutamyl-tRNA(Gln) amidotransferase subunit A, mitochondrial (gene GatA). Lineage: Eukaryota; Metazoa; Arthropoda; Insecta; Hymenoptera; Formicidae. The transcript has 3 exons. The record is from RefSeq and is a predicted model, not a curated record. Gene Ontology annotation, biological process: glutaminyl-tRNAGln biosynthesis via transamidation; mitochondrial translation. The coding region runs from base 799 to 2361 and encodes 520 amino acids. Gene Ontology annotation, molecular function: glutaminyl-tRNA synthase (glutamine-hydrolyzing) activity. Gene Ontology annotation, cellular component: glutamyl-tRNA(Gln) amidotransferase complex; mitochondrion.
UCUCUCUCUCUCUCUUUCUCUUUUUUUUUUGUUUACCUAUAUAAAAUUGUAUUUUUAUGUUUGAGAUUUAUUUCUUUUUCUUUUUUUCUGGAAGGAAAGAGAUUUGAGAAGGGACAAAAAUGCAGGAAAAGCUUUAUUUGUGAUAAUCUGAUAAUCCUUGUGCUAAUAAGCAGUAAAAUACGCACGAUGAGGGACAAAAGUGCGUGCGUAAUAGCGAGGGAUUUAAAGAUAUCCUUUCAAUGAAAUAUAUACUCGUGACGUCGUGACUGAGGCGUAAUAGCGUCUGCUAGCGCUAUUAAGCUCGUAUCAGACUACGUAAUGAAGAUUGAAAUUUGACCAAUCAGGAUAAAAGGAACUAAAAUUUCCUUGUCCUGAUUGGUCAAAUUUCAAUCUCAAUUCAUAGUCUGAUACGGGCUUUAUGUAUGCGCGAAAUUGAUUCCGUACGGUUCGUGGCUUUUAUUCAUACAACAUUCAUACACCGGAAUGGAAUGUUGCUGAAGAAUCGUGCGUGUUUUGCUGUUCAUUAGCACAAGUAUUAUCAAGUGGAGCUUUUCCUGUAUCUACGUUCCUCCAAAUUCUUUCUUUUAAAGAAAAAAAAAAAAGAGGAAAACAAUGUAAUAUAAGAUAUGUCAACAUAAAAGAAGAAAACGAUCUUUAAUAAUUAUUAAUUUGGCAAAAUAUUAAUUUAUUAUCUAUAUCAUGUUUCAAUCUGUAAUCAUGAUACAUCGAAGGUUAUGUCUCAUUUGACGGUGGCUUUAUAAAGGUUAUGUACGGCAGUGACAUAUCGCGGGACGAGCGAUGAACAAGCUGCUGUCUGCACCGAUCAGAGAGGUUAGUCGGAGGAUUUACGAUGACACGGUGAGAUCGUCUGAUAUCUGCGAGGCUUGCGUCAAGUUAACCACACUCGUCAAGCCUCUGAACGCUUACAUCACCGUUACGAGCGAUGUCGCAUGCGAGCAGGCGAGCGAUGCCGAUGCGAGGCGACGACGGAAUUCGUUGCUGGGGCAGCUCGACGGCAUCCCUAUCGCCGUCAAGGACAAUUAUUGCGUCAAGGAUAGACCUACGACCUGCGCGUCACGGAUGUUGGCCAAUUUUUCCCCCGGUUAUAAUGCCACGGUCUAUGAGAGGCUCAAGAAACUGGGAGCCGUCUUGAUCGGUAAGACUAACCUCGACGAGUUUGCCAUGGGUUCCGGCACCGUAGAUUCCCUUUAUGGUCCGACCAAGAAUUUAUGGGGCUCGGAAGUGCAGUCGCAAUUUUAUUCGUACGAGUCGGACGGUUCAUCGAUUAACGAGUGGAAGCUCUGCGAGAAAGAUGCAUGGUACAUAGCAGGUGGGAGUAGCGGAGGUUCCGCAGUUGCGGUAGCUACAGGUACUUGUUACGCAGCCUUGGGCUCUGACACUGGCGGUUCUACUCGCAAUCCCGCUUCUUAUUGCGGUCUAGUUGGUCUGAAACCCACCUAUGGUUUGGUGUCACGUUAUGGUCUUAUCCCAUUGUUGAAUUCGAUGGAUGUGCCUGGCAUUCUCACAAGAGUAAUAGAUGACACGGUAUUAAUCUUGAAUGCUAUAGCUGGGCCUGAUCCAGCAGACCCCACCACUGUACAAAAGGAAUACGUGCCGAUUAACUUACCCAAAACGAUAGAUAUAAGUAAUCUCAGAAUCGGGAUACCAAAGGAGUACAGAGUGCAAAGCAUAAGCGAGGAGGUCCAAGCGUGUUGGGACGAAGUUUCUCGUCAUUUAGAAGAAGCAGGAGCCAAUAUUGUCCCAGUGUCAUUACCUCACACCGAAUACUCCAUAGCAUGUUACUCCGUUUUAAAUCGAUGCGAUGUAGCUAGCAACUUGGCCUGUUACGAUGGCAUAGAAUAUGGUCACAGAGCCGAUGAAUGGAGCUCGGCUCAUGAAUUAUAUAAGAAGACCAGGUCGGAAGGCUUCAACGACGUGGUCAAAGGUCGUAUACUGGUUGGAAAUUAUUUUCUAUUGGCGGAGAAUUACAAGGAAUAUUACGUCAAGGCAAUGAAGAUGCGUAGAUUAAUCGCGCAAGACUUUGACACCUUGUGGAACGGUAAUAUAGAUCUUCUGCUAACUCCAACUACGUUAACCGAGGCUCCAAGUUACAACGAAUUCACGCAGCUGGACAAUCAGACGCAGUGCUUGAUCCAAGAUUAUUGUACGCAACCUGCGAACAUGGCCGGUUUGCCCGCGAUCAACGUACCGAUCAAGCUCUCUCGCAAAGGGCUACCUUUAUCGUUGCAAUUAAUGGCACCGCUCUUUAACGAACAGAGGCUACUCACCGUGGCAAAGUGGAUCGAGCAGACAGUGCGAUUUCCAAGACUCCAAUUGAAGGAUUCAUGCUUGCUUAAAUAAAGACCCGAAGGUGAUUUAACCGGCGAACAAACAACAGCAGGCAACAACAGGCACGUGUAAAAUCUAUUCACAUAACGCCUUCGGUAAUUAGAUCUUUGUGACAUUUCGGUUUGAUCUAUUGUUCAUUUGAUCAACAAGUUAACACAGGGGCAAUAUAAUAUACCCGAGUCUAAUUGCGUUUGACUAUAACUUUUCAUACGAAAUUUUAUGGCGAUAUGUCAAAUCGCAUGAUUAUAGAAAAUAAUAAUUACAGCUUGCAUGGCAAAAAUUUAAAGCCAAAUAUAUUACAUUAUAAUCAUAAAAUUUAUCGAAAUACAUAAUUAUCGAAGUAAAUCUUUCUUUUUUUUGUCUUCUAUCAAAAUAUUCGUUGAAAUGUCUGAAUAAAUAAUAGGAAGAGACAUUCGCGCAUUGAAUUUUCAAUGGAAAAUUGCACAUAUAUUUUUUCUAUUCUGACAAUUCGCUGCGAUAGCAGUGUCUUCGGGCUUUUAAAGAAAGUUCAGAGAGGACAGAAAUAAUAUAUUCUCUCUGCUUAGGGCAUAUCGUUCUCUCGUAAUAGUGGUGCAAGUAUAAUAGUGCCGGACGUUUCCAGACGCGAGAUGAAGCUAUGCCAUUUAAUUUUGCAUUCCUUUUUCCUGCCAUAUUACGUAAUUCCUCGUUCUCUUCGCUGCAUAAAUUGCAGAGACUUUCACCGAAACCACGAGAAAUGAAGCGAUUUUACGUUCCAUUAAAGGGAAACCAAGUACUAGUCGUACAUUUUCAUUAUUUUUUGCAAUAUUUCGCACCGUCGUGUCGCAUAGUCUGACAGAAAAGAUUCAAAAAUUGUUAAAGCAUUUCAAAUUCAUAUUUCCAACUACAUAGUCUCACAUACAGCUCUAUUUUGAAUAUUUGUCAAUCUACUCGGUUUCGAUAUUCGGUCGUAAAUCGCAUUACAACAAUCGAAUAUAGACGGCUAAUAUACGGCUCGAAUACACGCGCGGAAUCGGAUCGUCUCGCGUAUAAAGCUGCGUAAUUAAUGACAGAAGGAAAUAAUGCACAUCUAAGGACCGUGUCCGAUAUCGAGUGAGCCACGAUCGCAUUACGCGCUUUAAUCCGAGCUCGUAAAAGCUUUGAGGCAGCCAUCGGGGCGAGUGUGCUUUAAAACAUCAAACGUUCGCGGAGCGGCAAUCAUUCUUCUUUGAGCUUAAAAAAUAUGAAGCCUUUGUGAUUGAUGUGUACAUAGCCCUCGACGUAGCCCCGAUUCCUUUUCGUACACCUUCUUUCGUUACCCCGAUUAAAGCUCGUCGUAAAUCUUCGGCUAAUAUUCUGUCCAAAAACGCGACUGCCUCCUGCCUUAUGCGAUUAUUAUUGCUGCUUGCGGGACGUUUUUUGCGUAGCGACAAUAACGGGAGGCAGAAGGAGAGAGGGGAGAGAGUCAUUAUAACUUUUUAUCCGCCUGGCCCUUUUUUUUCGACCGACUAAUAUCGCGCAAUCGCGCCGAACAAUACAUUUUUACGGCUCAAUAGAUCUCGGGGAAAAAAAGUUGGAUGAAA